CUUACAUAACUACAAAAAUGGGGAUUAUAUUAAGUGUUCUCUCGAAUAUAAUGUACCUCUCCGAAAAGUUCACAAUGUGUCUGGCAGCAGUCACAGUUGUGUCUUGUCUGGUGGUCACUUUAGUUAUGAUGCUGGGCUUGGGCGUUGGCCUUGGAUACAACUACUGCUUUGUUGAAAUCAAGACAAAACACAGAUACAUUCCCGGCUACUACCGUUACAAAGUGAAGGAGGCAACGACGAUGCACCGCACUCCGCCUUGGAGACGGCUCACCACUCGCCGCUACGCGUUGCGUGAUCCUGACACCAGCGAACCACUGAUUGACUACAAACCACCUGAAUUUGACCACAUAGCCAAUGAAACGUCUAAAGAAACACAAACAGAAACUAAUUCGACUGUCGAAGUCAAUACUGAGACAACAAACGAAAUGGCGGUUGAUGUUACAGAAACUGCUACUUAUGAAUCUGAGAAUACAAAUAAAAUGCCUUCAACUACAACUAAAACAGUAAUUCAAAUACAAGGGUUAGAUUUGAUUGCUCUGUUAUCUAAACUGAAAUCAGAAAACAGAAAUUACAGCUUACAAAUUGUGACAACUUAA
Messenger RNA from Ostrinia furnacalis (Asian corn borer), 596 nucleotides. RefSeq lists its product as uncharacterized. The transcript has 3 exons. Bases 18 to 596 code for a protein of 192 amino acids. The record is from RefSeq and is a predicted model, not a curated record. NCBI's taxonomy places the organism in Eukaryota, Metazoa, Arthropoda, Insecta, Lepidoptera, Crambidae.